Molecule: messenger RNA, 2652 nt
Organism: Harpegnathos saltator (Jerdon's jumping ant)
Lineage: Eukaryota; Metazoa; Arthropoda; Insecta; Hymenoptera; Formicidae
Gene: Ufl1
Product: UFM1 specific ligase 1
Exons: 5
Coding region: 263-2569 (768 amino acids)
Biological process (GO): response to endoplasmic reticulum stress; protein K69-linked ufmylation; regulation of proteasomal ubiquitin-dependent protein catabolic process
Cellular component (GO): endoplasmic reticulum membrane
Molecular function (GO): UFM1 ligase activity
Source: RefSeq, a predicted model, not a curated record
GUCAACUGUUGAGUCUGCUGAAUGCAGCCAUUGACAUAGAGGAUUUCGCCUUAAUAGAGGUGUCUGCAGCCAUUAUUGAGAGAGAAAAAAAAAGAAAGGGAGAGAAAGAGAGAAAAAGAGAGAGAGAGAGAGAGAGCGAGUGAGUGAGUGAGAAAGGAAAAAAAGUGUACUCUUGAGAUACUUGUCAAAGCAAGUCAGCAAACGUCACCACGUUGCUCGAGUUUUAACGCAACUAUUUAAAUCGUAGAACAAUAGAAAAAAGAUGACUAGUGUAGACUGGGAGGAAGUUAAAAGAUUAGCUGCUGAUUUUCAAAAGGCGCAGCUCAGCUCGACUUUACAAAAGCUUUCAGAACGAAACUGUAUAGAGAUUAUAACAACAUUGGUAGAAAAUAAACUUCUAGAUAUUAUAUUUACCAAUGAUGGCAAGGAAUAUGUUACUCCACAACAUCUAGGAAAAGAAAUCAAAGAUGAAUUGUAUAUUCACGGUGGGAAAGUUAGUUUGGUUGAACUGGCCCAGAUUCUUAAUGUCAGUUUAUCGCAAGUAACAAAAGUCGUAACAGAGAUCGAAAGACACAACAAGGGAUUAAAAGUAAUAUUGGGACAACUUAUUGAUAAAAGUUAUGUAAAUAAAAUCGCAGAAGAAAUCAAUGAUAAGCUUGUGCAACAUGGCUGUAUCAAUGUAGCAGAGCUGACGCUUACUUAUGAUUUACCAGCUGAAUUCUUACAAUCAGUUGUUGAAAAAGAGCUCGGAAAAAUAAUACACGCAACUCAAGAUUCUCAAGAUCCCAAGGUCUUUUAUACGGAAAGUUUUAUCGCUACAAAUAGAGCAAAAAUUCGAGGUGCAUUAUCUGCCAUCACAAAACCUACACCAUUAUCUGCAAUAUUAGGACAAUGCGCUAUUCCGGAGAGGAUAUUUUUUUCAAUUCUAGAUGGUUUACAAGAAAUAAAACAGGUGCCUGGAGUUGUAACCGGGAAGCAAGGUGGAAAUAGCGUUUAUAUACCUACUAUCUACUCCAAGAGUCAAAAUGAUUGGGUCGAGAACUUUUACAAGCAAAAUGGUUACUUGGAAUACGACGCGCUCGCUAGACUCGGGAUAUCAGACCCAGCGAGUUUCGUAAAACGUCACUUUCCGGAUGAAAAUAUAGUUUUAUUGAAAUCCGUAGCUACCGGAACAGUAAUAACAGAUCAGGUCGAUGCCAAUAUCGAAGAAGCUGUUGCGACCGGAUUCUUCGUUGAUCUUUAUCCCCUUUUACCGUCUGUAUUUAGCGACGAAGAUGCGGAAAUUCUUCUCAAACAGGCCACGAAGAAGACAAAGGCCAAUGUACAUAUAUUCGUGAAGACAGUUGCAGUUUCCGACGCAUUUUUGCAAACUUUAAAUAAAUCCCUCGAGGUACUAGCGGACAAAAAGGCCAGAGAGAUCGUAGCUAGCGGAAAGUGGAUCCAAUAUAUGGCCGAAAAUAAAUUCAAGUUCAAAUCCGUGGUCUUGGUAACCGAGAGUAAAGUAAGUAAGAGAGAGGAGCGUAGGAAAAAAGCAGUGAUCGGUAAAGCGGGCGGUGGUAACCAAGGCAGGGAAACCAAGACCAAGUCCACGAAAAAGAAGUAUCUUCAAGGAAGAAUACAGGAGAAUGAAUCCGACGAAGAGGAGACCAAUCAGACAGCAGUCGGAAGGGUUGAAAUCAUAUUGAUAUCCGUGGAGGAUGUGAAAGCAGAAAUUGCGAAGGAUGAGAACGUAUCCAUGAUCGAAGAACUGGCGGGUGAACUAGCCAAUCACUUGCAACCGAAGCUAAACAAAUCGGCGUUGUUGUUGGCCGAACAAUUAGGGCAAACCACCAGUAAGACCGCCAUUCUGAGUGAGAUCGAGGAACGUCUGAAUGUUCUAGUAGCGAAUGUCAGAAUAUUCGACAAAGGUGUCAAACAGCUGGACAAGGCGGAUCAGGCUCCGUUGACCAAGUAUUUGUUGAAGUCUCUAGGCCUGGAUUUCGUGACACGUAUAUUCAAGCUAGCGGCUCAACAGAAUAUGCUACAAGUCGCCGAGAAUCUUACGACAGAAACGAGACAAAAACUAUUGCUAGAGUUACCUACGGAUGUGAAGGAGCCGUUAACCGCUGUCCAUAAAGCAGCGAUGGGAGAUACGGUGGAAGACUUUUUGAAUACUGUCGACAGUGCGAUGGCAGCUUGCUGUUUGGUUCUGAAGAAGUACGAUAAGAAGAAGGAGAAGCCGCAGGUGCUCGCUCACAGAGAGGCUCUGUUGGAAGAGCUCAACGCCACGCAAGAUCCUGCAUUGGUGUUGCAUCUGGUCACGAGCUUGCUCUUCACUGCAGUUACGCAAAGUGCCUUACACAUGUCUGGUAGACACGUGUCGUCCAUUCUGACGUUUCUUCGAAAACACUUGGAAUCUGAUGCGAUGUCGAUUUUGUCUCGAUACCACGAUUUGGUGCUCAAUUUGCUUCAAAGUGCUUCCGAUGAAAACGCAAAGAUGGACGCCUCAAACGCCUUGAAAGAAGGACUGGCUGAUAUUAAAAAUAUUGCUAAUAAUUUCAAGCAACACGUAAAAAUGGACAAAUCCUGAGAGCGGUUACGCAACUAGUUCUAUACUUGCAAAGAUUCGAGAAUUUCUUUUUAAUUUUGGCAAUAAAUUCCCUGUAAGAUGAA